AUGAACGAGGUGCAAAACUUGAACCCGGCGGCAUUCAAGAAGCUCAACGACACCCCGCACAACACAUGGGCGAACUACGCUUGCAAGAACAACGUUAUCUGGGACCAGACGACGUCCAACUUUUCCGAGUCGCUCAACAAGCUCAUCGGGGAAGAGACGAGGUCAAAGUCGGUGUUGGGAUUCAUGCACGACAUCGUGCUAUUGACGGCGAGGAGGCUGGACACCGCUGCCAAGACCAAGAUCAACGAUCACAACGCGAUCGUGACUCCGUUUGCGACGGAGACCUGGGAGCAGGAGUUCGUCCUGUCCGACAAACAAGCCCGGUACCAUCGAGCGUCUUGGGUUCGGCAUGUAGUUGGUAAAGUGGAAAAUUUGGUCUUCCCGACGCCGUGUCUCUGA
This is a messenger RNA of Ectocarpus sp. CCAP 1310/34, 399 nucleotides long. Lineage: Eukaryota; Phaeophyceae; Ectocarpales; Ectocarpaceae. The record is from the annotation of a GenBank genome assembly.